Messenger RNA from Vespa mandarinia (Asian giant hornet), 1119 nucleotides. Its product is annotated as cyclin N-terminal domain-containing protein 1. Gene Ontology annotation, cellular component: site of double-strand break. The record is from RefSeq and is a predicted model, not a curated record. Gene Ontology annotation, biological process: reciprocal meiotic recombination. Lineage: Eukaryota; Metazoa; Arthropoda; Insecta; Hymenoptera; Vespidae.
CAGUCCAGAUUUUUUCUUAGAUCAUUGUACGUACAUAUUUACAAACAAAUAAUUAUCAAACGUAAGGUAUACUCACAUCUAAUAAUUAGUGAAGUUCAUUAAAGUAUAUACAGUUUGAAAUAGUUCGUCCGCACGGAUUAAAAUAUUGAAAUAAACUUAAUCGCGGUCGAGAUAUUUUUUUAAAGUUAUUAAAUAAUGGAUUUUGAUAGCGCUUAUAUAGAUCCUUUAAUAGACGAUUGGUUAGAACAACUUCAUGAAGCUAUAAAAGAACAAGAAGAUAUGGUUAGAGCCGAUGAUGAAUUUUAUAUGCCAUUCGUAGGAAUUCCAGCAUCUGUUAUAAGUGCAAUUUUCAAAAUAACACAUCACCUAGAACUAGGAACAGAUACUAAAUACUUAACAAUUCAUUUGUACGAUAAAUUUAUGUGUAAUUACUUUUGGGAAAUAUAUAAAACAGAAAGUAAAAGUGGAGCAACUGAAGCUUCAUGGUCUAAGAUAUGUAAAACUAUUUCUAACAGAUCCAAAUUAUAUCUCAUAUCUUGUCUUCAAUUAGCAAGUAAAGUGGAUUUACAUUCUAAAAGUUUAAGUAUAUCACAGUUAAUAUGUAUCUUACGUUGGAUCGAUAAAAAAAAGGAAUAUACAAAGAAUAUAAUUAUUACUUCUGAAUUUAAAGUAUUCAAAACAUUAGGAUUUAAAAUGCCUUUCUGUACUCCAUUACAAUGUAUUGAAGUUCUUCUAGCUGCAACAGGUCUUAGACAUACAUCAAAUAUAUAUGAAACUUCUAUAAAUUUAUUGGAUUUAACUUAUUUACAGCACGAGCAAUUGUAUUCACACGUGCAAUGUCUAGCACAAGGUCGUAUUAGCAAAUCUGAAGUUGAUAAAAGAAAUCUUAUGGCUUUGAAAACAAAUUCUUUAUUUCUCGGAGGAUGUAUCAUUUUAUGCGCAACAUUUUUUUUAUAUUUUGAUAAUAAUAUAGCAAAAGGAAUAGCAACUAAAUUAGCAGAUUUAGUAGAUACAACUUAUACUGACAUUUGGGAUGUAGCAAAUAUACUUCUUGUAUUAGCAAUACAGGAAUGAAUGUAUAGUAUUAAAUAGAUAUAUGUUUCAAGUUAUAAUUACAUA